AGUCCAGCACUACACUUUCCUGCGUUGUGGCAACACGAGAUUUCGAUUUCGGAUUUCGGCAUUCAAUUAACUUUGAAAUAACACCCAAAGAACAGCCUGCGAUGCAUCCCGAUCUCACGGAGCGCAUUCUCCAGCACCUGGAGUCCACCGACAAGGUGGACACAUUAGAUCUGGCCGCUCUGUUCGCAGAGGAUCACCAGAAAAUUGUGGGCGCGCUGAAGAGCAUACAGGCGCAUGGCGAGUUGGUCACCGCUGAAACGGCCACCCACAAGAGUCUGGGCCUCACGGACGAAGGUCGCGCUGUGGUGGAGCACGGCAGCCACGAGGCCCUGGUCUACGCCUUAGUUCCCCCGGAGGGAAUCGCUCAGUCCGCUUUAAUGGCUGCCGGAGGACCGAAUGCCAAAGUGGGCUUCAGCAAGGCCAUGUCUCAUGGCUGGAUUUUGGUGGACAAGAGCGUCAGUCCUCCGCUGGUCCGUCGCAAGGUGGACAAUAUCAAGGACACGGUGCAGGAGCAGCUGCAGCAAGUGGCUAAGGGAAAGGGUGACCAACUGCCGGCCAAGGAAGUCGCCGACUUCAAGAAACGCAAGCUCCUCCAGGAAACCACCACCAAAAGCUUUGUUUUGGCUCGCGGUCCCGAAUUCGCCACCACUCUUACCAAGCUGGAGACAGAUCUCACUGUGGAAAUGCUGGCCAGUGGUCUGUGGGAUCAGCUGAAGUUCAAGGCUUACAACUUUGAUGCUUUGGGUGCUCCACCGACGCGUGGUCACCUGCAUCCCUUGCUCAAGGUACGCACCGAGUUCCGGCAAAUAUUCCUCGAGAUGGGCUUCUCCGAGAUGCCCACGAACAACUAUGUGGAAUCGUCCUUCUGGAACUUCGAUGCUCUCUAUCAACCACAACAGCAUCCAGCUCGGGAUGCCCACGACACCUUCUUCGUGAACCAUCCGGCCAAGAGCCACAAGUUUCCGCAGGACUAUCUGGAGCGCGUGAAGAAGGUGCACUCCGUGGGUGGCUAUGGAUCGAAGGGCUACGGCUACGACUGGAAGUUGGAGGAGGCGCAGAAGAAUCUGCUGCGAACGCACACCACUGCCGUGAGUGCCAGGAUGCUGUACAAGUUGGCCAACCAGGAGGGCGGCUUCAAGCCGGCCAAGUACUUUAGCAUCGACAAGGUGUUCCGCAACGAAACGCUGGACGCCACGCAUCUGGCGGAGUUCCAUCAAGUAGAGGGUGUGAUCGCGGAUGUUGGCCUCACGCUGGGCGAUCUCAUUGGCACGCUGUACGAGUUCUUCCAAAAGCUGGGCAUCACGCAGCUGGAAUUCAAGCCUGCCUACAAUCCGUAUACCGAGCCCAGCAUGGAGAUCUUCUGCUAUCACCCCGGCCUGGGCAAAUGGAUCGAGGUGGGCAACUCGGGCGUCUUCCGCCCGGAAAUGUUGCUGCCCAUGGGCCUGCCGGAGAACGUGAACGUGAUCGCCUGGGGUCUGUCGCUGGAACGACCCACCAUGAUCAAGUACGGCAUCAACAACAUUCGGGAUCUGGUCGGGCCCAAGGUGGAUCUAAAGAUGGUCGAGGAAGGCCCAAUCUGCCGCCUGGACCAUGCAUAAGUUGUGCCUUGAAACCCCUAAGACCUGCGAUCAAAUUGCAUUUUAUCACAAACGAUUGUUCCAAAAAUAUUUAUAAAUAAACUUUCCACAACAGAAAAAAAAAACUUAUUGUUCUA
This is a messenger RNA of Drosophila ficusphila, 1714 nucleotides long. It is a transcript of the gene alpha-PheRS, whose product is annotated as phenylalanine--tRNA ligase alpha subunit. Gene Ontology annotation, cellular component: cytoplasm; cytosol; phenylalanine-tRNA ligase complex. The record is from RefSeq and is a predicted model, not a curated record. Gene Ontology annotation, molecular function: ATP binding; phenylalanine-tRNA ligase activity; tRNA binding. The coding region runs from base 102 to 1598 and encodes 498 amino acids. The transcript has a single exon. Lineage: Eukaryota; Metazoa; Arthropoda; Insecta; Diptera; Drosophilidae. Gene Ontology annotation, biological process: phenylalanyl-tRNA aminoacylation.